Messenger RNA from Diversispora eburnea, 159 nucleotides. The record is from the annotation of a GenBank genome assembly. NCBI's taxonomy places the organism in Eukaryota, Fungi, Glomeromycota, Glomeromycetes, Diversisporales, Diversisporaceae.
AUGAUAGAUAGUGUUUUGGAACGAAGUCAACGAAGAAUAGUAUUAGAUAGAUCAAUGAGUAAAGGAAAUAAUAAUGAAGUCAUUAUCACAACUAGUUCAAAUGAAAUAAAAAGGAAAGUGAGACAACAUUUAUAUGAAUGGAUGAGUGGAACAAAUUAA